AUGAUUCAGCAGGCAGACAUUGACCAACUGAGUCUCUUUCACACCUCGCAUUUCCCUGGCCAGCCAAUCCCAAAGCUGACUGCAUUCCCUGCAAAGGACACCGAAGAGGUGAGCACCGGUCCAGGCCACCAAGGUGAAGAAAGCGAUGGACUAGGUUAUUACGAGGAUGGGGUCAAAAGAACCCUGACCGAUGAGCAAAUCCAAAUGUUUCGGCACUCGGAGAUCCAACGCUUGCUGAGCGAGAGGAGAGCUGCACGGGAGAAGGAGGAAAAACAAAGAUUGAAGAAAGAAAAGGCUACACCUAGACCUGGCAACGUUAACCGCAGGAAGCACCGCUGGGCCGAUCAGCCUGGAAUGCAAGACACCCCCAUCGAGGCGUCCAUGUACGACGAUGUACGGGAGGACAAUGCCGACUCAGGAACCACUCCGAAGAAGUUCUUAUGGCCCAAGCUGGGGCAGGUCUGA
Molecule: messenger RNA, 465 nt
Organism: Exophiala dermatitidis NIH/UT8656
Lineage: Eukaryota; Fungi; Ascomycota; Eurotiomycetes; Chaetothyriales; Herpotrichiellaceae
Exons: 1
Coding region: 1-465 (154 amino acids)
Source: RefSeq, a predicted model, not a curated record